This is a messenger RNA of Mobula hypostoma (lesser devil ray), 2169 nucleotides long. RefSeq names its product multivesicular body subunit 12A (gene mvb12a). The transcript is spliced from 10 exons. The coding region runs from base 294 to 1136 and encodes 280 amino acids. Gene Ontology annotation, cellular component: ESCRT I complex; cytosol. Lineage: Eukaryota; Metazoa; Chordata; Chondrichthyes; Myliobatiformes; Myliobatidae. Gene Ontology annotation, biological process: endosome to lysosome transport via multivesicular body sorting pathway; virus maturation; viral budding. The record is from RefSeq and is a predicted model, not a curated record.
GUUGGUUGCGUGGAGCCACCGACAGCCGUCGUCAAUGGGAAGCGUUCGGAUCCGAGCCUGUGAGGCAGCAACUGUCAGUCAGGUUGAAAGGGCGGCACGAGCGAUCGACGCCGGCGGCCGGCAUCCCGGAAAGAGCCGAACAGACUGCCAACACCUGCAGCUCGCCGAAAGUUCCGAGCCCGUCGGCCGAGGAGGGGGAUCGUUCAGCUGAAGGGACCGCGGCGGCCGGGUGGGUGACUUUGAUUUGAAGUGGUGAGUAGCCAGAAAGGGAUUCCGCUUGCCCACUGUUUCACAUGGCUGCACUAGAGACCAAUGAUUCAAACUAUUACCCUCUGACUGGUAUAGGAUGGGCCUCAAAUCAGAGCACAUGUCCAAAGGAAUAUCAACUGAUCACUGCAACUGUAGAAGGAUCUUCUGCAAACUUUGCUAAAGGCUUUGGUCAGAAAUCUGGGUGCUACCUGUGUGCCAGCUCCUUGCUGGUUAAAGAGAAUCCUCAGGGAGAUGUUGUGGCAGAUAUCCAGUUACUUCUUGAUAAAAGCCCUUUACCUUCAGGAUAUACUUUUGUGGAUGAAUUCUUAGACUCAAAGGUUUCAGUGUCUAAAAAGAAACGUUUAUGUAUUAGGAAAGUCCCAUUCAAAGAGGCAGACACUGCUGUGUUUGAUAUCAAACUGACUGGGAAAAGCAAGCAGUUUGUGCCUUCGUAUACAUGCAUAGGAGAGCUAAGUGGUUUUGUCAUCUGGUGUCUCAAAGGGAGAGUAGCCAAACCAAAACCACUGCCCAAGCCAAGAAGCAUGAAUAAAGAUAUGAAAAGUCUAUCAAUAGAGAAUGAAAUUUCAAAGUCCUCGCCUCAAAGCAAAAAGCAAGAAAGUGAUGCAUUUGCAGUUCGUCUUAGCAAGAGGCGAUCAACUUUAGAACCCAAAGAUGCUGUGUACAGCUCAGAGAAUAUUUAUGGGAUCUCGGCUAUGGAUGGUGUCCCUUUCACUUUACACCCCAGAUUUGAAAGUACGAUGAAUGUCCCCAAUACUAGCAUUACAAAUGUCCAGAUUAAGAGCCGUGCUGAAAUAGAGAACGAAUAUAACUACAGCUUCAUGACAGAGAAGACUGCAGCUGCCAGAAUCCCGCCAACGGCCUCCUAGUUCAGGAUUCGGUGCAAGUCCAACAGAACCCAAAGAUGCAGCCUCCUUCACCACAAAGUCUUACCUCUGACUUCAGAUAAAAUCCCUGCUAUUGUUCUUGGGUGUCACUGCAAAACUUAACUAAACUUUCAUGAGAUCACACCAAGGAUCACUCGCACAAUCCAAGACAACCUCUGCAGCCACUGUUGUAUUUUUGUUGAAAGAAUUCAAGGCCCUAUCCAUCUGUACAUUGCUGUUGAAACAGGUCCUGUAAUCAAGUAGGGCCAAUUAUGUAGUGGGUAGGUAUAGUUUUAGCUGUAUUCUAUAUAACCAAUACAACAGAAGAAUGUGAGAUCAAAUGAAAAGUUGAAGUGAGGGAGUUGGGGUUGUCUAGGUGGGAGGGGGAUAAAAUUGCAGAGUAGUGCAAUAUUUGAAGUGGGGUAGGAGGAAUGUUUGGUUGCCAGUUGUAGCUGGAGCUUUGCUUUCAUUGCCAGCUGGCUGGUGUAGUAAGGCAGGGUGAAAAGUAGCCUUGUGAAUGGGAAGAACAAUUUGUACAAACAGGAUCAUUUGACUGUGUCCCUAAAGCACCCAUCUUAUGAAUUGAUUCUACAUAUACACAGCACAGGAUAUCUCCAGCAGGCCUGUUUUCCCUGAAUGGUUGCUGCCCCUGUCCAUUCAUUGCUGCUCUCAAUUUGAACUAAAGUUCCUAAGUUCCAGGUAGGGGUGCAACAGUAAACAAGGAGGGGUUAUUACCUUUUUGAUAAGAUAGGGUGUAAUAGCAGUACAUAUUGCUGUCAGUUAUAAGAGUUUUCAUUAUUUAAUUAGUAGUUAUUAGUAGGUUUAUCCAACCCUCAGUUUGGGUUCAGUGUUGGAAAUAUUCAUGAGACCAACUGGAGUAAACUACGUAACAAUACACUCAAGUCUUUGAAGCUGAACUUUUGAUUUGUAAAUCAUACCACAUUAUUGAUCUGUCUGCUUUUAAACUUUGUUUCCAGCAACUGGUUUUUAAUAAAUAUUAAAAUUGCAGAGAAUAAGCAAUCUCCCAGUGUAAUUU